This is a messenger RNA of Gracilinanus agilis (Agile Gracile Mouse Opossum), 1085 nucleotides long. RefSeq names its product poly(ADP-ribose) polymerase family member 11 (gene PARP11). Gene Ontology annotation, molecular function: NAD+ poly-ADP-ribosyltransferase activity. The record is from RefSeq and is a predicted model, not a curated record. The transcript is spliced from 8 exons. NCBI's taxonomy places the organism in Eukaryota, Metazoa, Chordata, Mammalia, Didelphimorphia, Didelphidae. Bases 1 to 1020 code for a protein of 339 amino acids.
AUGUGGGAGGUGAAUCCGGCAAUGUUUCACAGAGCAGAAGAAGAAUUCUGCUCAAAGAUGAGCGACAAUACAAUGAAUGAGAUGGACACAUCAGAUACUCAAUGGGGCUGGUUUUAUUUGGCAGAAUGUGGGAAGUGGCAUAUGUUUCAGCCGGACACCAACAUUCAGUGUUCAGUUAGCAGUGAAGAUAUUGAAAGAAGCUUCAAAGAAAACCCUGGUGGCUCCAUUUCUUUUACUACUUCCAAAUACAGCUACAAGCUAGACUUUUCAGUAAUGAAGCAAAUGAAUCUGACGACUGGAAAACAGCGCUCAAUAAAAAGAGCCCCCUUUUCAAUCACUGCAUUCAGUUAUAUCUGUGAAAAUGAGGCUAUUCCUGUGCCAUCCCAUUGGGAGAAUGUGAAUACUGAAGAGCCAUAUCAGCUUAUUCCUUUGCACAAGCAAACAAAUGAAUAUAAUGAAGUUGCUAGUCUCUUUGGGAAAACAGUGGAUAGCAACCGAAUUAAAAGAAUUCAGAGAAUUCAAAACCUAGACUUGUGGGAGUUUUUUUGCAGGAAGAAGGCACAGCUCAAGAAGAAGAGGGGUGUGCCUAAGAUUAAUGAACAAAUGUUAUUUCAUGGUACCAGCAGUGAAUUUGUAGAAGCAAUUUGUAUUCAUAACUUUGAUUGGAGGAUAAAUGGUAUCCAUGCUGCAGUUUUUGGAAAAGGGACCUAUUUUGCCAGAGAUGCUGCAUACUCCAGUCGCUUCUGCAAAGACGACAUGAAGCACGGGACUACUUUCCAAAUUCAUGGUGUCAGCUUGCAGCAGCGACAUUUAUUUAGAACAUAUAAAUCUAUGUUUCUUGCUCGAGUCUUAAUUGGAGAUUACAUAAAUGGAGACUCCAAAUACAUGCGGCCUCCUUCCAAAGAUGGGAGCUUUGUGAAUUUAUAUGACAGCUGUGUAGAUAAUACCUGGAAUCCAAAGAUCUUUGUGGUUUUUGACGCCAAUCAGAUCUAUCCUGAGUAUUUAAUAGAGUUUCAUUGAUCUUUCGUCUAUUUAGUAAUUAUGGAUGGUUUUUGCCUCUUUGCAAAAGGAAUUGAUACAUCUGU